Messenger RNA from Hypoxylon trugodes, 2524 nucleotides. Its product is annotated as YVTN repeat-like/Quino protein amine dehydrogenase. The record is from RefSeq and is a predicted model, not a curated record. NCBI's taxonomy places the organism in Eukaryota, Fungi, Ascomycota, Sordariomycetes, Xylariales, Hypoxylaceae. The coding region runs from base 296 to 2326 and encodes 676 amino acids. The transcript is spliced from 2 exons. Gene Ontology annotation, molecular function: protein binding.
AAUUAUUUUAUAUGACCUAUUCUGUACUACAUACGCAUGUACUUAGGUAGUAUCCACUAUAUACUAAAUUUGCCUGUACAUAUAACCUAUAUAUAUCUACAUAUAUAUAUGGGUGUAUGUACGUGUGAGUCUAUUUCUCACUACCUCCCUAUUCCGCGAACCAAUAAGAAUAGGCGGCAAGUUCGAAAUAGCAAAAGCAACACGGCAACACGGGGUUCAUUCUAGUGAACCCCCCCAGACUAAGGCGGUUAGGCUCGAAUUUAUUAGCAAAUGACUUGAACUACCUCCAACAACGAUGCGCCCUCCAAAUUCCCCACCCGCCUCUCCAUUACUCUCUCCAGAACGUCCCCAGAUCGACCAAGAUGCCUCACUCCUGUCCUCUCCUCAGCCUCAAAUCCCCGACCCAACCGACCUAUCUGAUCUCGACAGUCCUAUGACCGAUCUUCAGUGGUCACCCUACGCCCCGACACCUACUGCGCAUGCCGGCCCAGGCCACGCUUACGGUACUCAAGACGGGGAUGACGAAACUAGUAGCGCCGAUAGCAACCACGAUAUGUUGGACGUUGAUGUAGAAGAGGGCGGCGUGCCUCUGAAUGAUUUCCUCAUGGAGGAAAAUUCUAGCGAUCCGACCAACGAUCCGAAUUACGACCCGCCACCUUUUGACAAUGGGUUCUUCCAUCAAGAUACUCUGCCUUUGGUGGCACCACCUUCGCCACCUGUCGUCGUUGAAUCACCACUCCAACCCUUAGAUCCGAUCCCACCGCUACCCGAUAUUCAAGAUGAAGAGGAAAUCGAUCCUGCGAUUACUGGACUACAUCCCAUGGCUUUGAGCAAUGCCAAUCCUAUGUCUCUUGGCCCUGAGAAUCCGCAUGUGAUGCAGUUCCUCGACCUUUGGCAAUGGCAGAGUCAAACCGAUAUACAGCCUCGCGCGUCCGCGCCCGUUCCAUCUAGUCAACAGAUCCGUCGCUUAGCAGUGGAAUGCCCUCGGCGAGUCGAAUACAAACAGUUAGGAGGCGACUCUUACGAUUUCCAGGGCAUUAGUUGGGAGGACCUAGGAGUGCCGAGGCAUUUGGCGCGGCGUCGCCGUAUGACGAGCUUCCAUAACUAUGUCAAUAGACCGAACUCCGACUCAUGGCACAAUAGUUCGUCCGAUAAACGCCUGCGCCCCCUUGAGAAUUAUUAUCGGUUCAAAAGUAUGGAUAUUAGGCGGGAUGUGCGCCUUUUGCACUUUCAGCUACGCAAUAUCUUGGGUGUCGCAUCACGUACGAGGGUUUUCUAUCCAAGUUUCACAUCAAUCAGGGAACAUGACCCUACUACGGGACGAGAUCAGACGGCGAUACGCUUUGAUAAUCACACGGGUGGUAACAUAUCCACUUUGACUGCCAAUGAAGAUAUCUUGAUUGCAGGUGGUUUCUAUGGCUCAUACCAUUACCGUCAUUUAAAUUCAGCUAGCGAAGAAAUUGAGACCCAUGAGGGACAGUUAACAAACCACAACAGUGGUAUCACCAAUCACGUACAAAUCCACACUUCACGACACUCAAAUACGCCAGUGGCCGCUUUUGCCUCCAAUGAUUUUGGGUUUCGAACGGUUGACUUAGCUACGAAUAAGAUCACCUCGGAGAUCAUGUACGAUUUUGCCAUGAAUUGUUCCGCUCUAAGUCCGGACAAGAGGCUUCGUGCCAUAGUCGGAGACCAUCAGAAUUUGAUCAUUACUGAUGCAGAGAAUGGUGAGAUUCUUCAAAGUCUUGAGGGACACAGGGACUUUGGCUUUGCUUGUGAUUGGGCACCAGAUGGUUGGACAGUCGCUACAGGGAACCAAGAUAGGAGCAUAAGAAUAUGGGAUGCUCGCAGAUGGAAGAACAGCAAGGGUGAAAGUGAGUCAAUUGCUGUGGUCCGAACCCAGAUGGCGGGUGCCCGCAGUUUACGCUUCUCCCCUCUCGGGUCCGGGAAAAGAAUUCUAGUCGCCGCCGAAGAGGCCGACUUCGUUAAUUUGAUUGAUGCGCAAACAUUUAACACCCGACAGACGAUUGACAUAUUUGGUGAGCUUAGCGGUGUCGGGUUUGCUAAUGGAGGUCAUGACCUCAUCGCACUGUCAAGUGACCUAUCCCGAGGGGGCGUCAUGCGUUUAGAACGGUGCGAUACUGGGGCAGAAGAUACCUUUGACUACGCCCAUAAGGCAGCAUGGGAACAAACUGGUGGUUGGUGGAGAACGCCUGGGUAUGACUGGAAGCAGAGUCCAGAACAAAUUGUGGGAGCUGAAGGGUCACAAAAAACUCUUACCCAGAAACGACGACAGGCCGCCAUGUUAGAAAACUGGACCUUCUAACGCGGGCGUAUAUAAUGUCGAGAAUGAGAGAAAGGCUUGGCGGGUAGGCGUUAUUUUGGGAUAUCUGAGCAUUUUAACGGGCAGCAAGCGACGGCAUUUGGUUGAUUGCUUCCUCUUCCUCAUUCACUUUAUGUUUAUCAUUAUUCCCCUCACGAUGAAUUUUGCUUUCUAAUUAGGGUGCGCCGAGGAGCUCGGCGU